AUGACUUUUCAUAGUGUUGAUGAGCCGACUGAGUUGUGCUCUGUCAACAUCAGUGAACAGGAGAUGAAUCCUUUCAAGCCUGAUGACCUCAAGGCGUUUGACAAUGUAUCUUACAUGGACGCAUCCCUGUCUUCAUUAUUAUUAUUUUUUUUUAAAGGCUCUUUCAGCUGUUUUGUACCUUUAAGAGAACUCAGUUUGUCUGUAAAUGGGCUUUGCAACAUCUUAUUUGAUCCCACAGACCUCCCUCAUCUUCAGGUAAUAUAUGAAAUAUAUAACUGUCUGACUACUGAUGAUGUCGCUUCCUUUAGCUGACUCCCACUCCUAAAAGUUAUUAAUCUGACUGGAAAUCAGCUUUGUUGUCUGCUUCCUUAUCUUGGAUCACAUGAUCUUGUGGGCUCUGAAGACAACAUUCAGUUUAAUGCCCAAGUAGGUCAUAUGCUUAAUGAUAACAAACUGUCCUCUGGCAUCUUCAGAAGCCUCUCAAACCUGAAGAGAUCAAGAUGUGUCUUUGUUGCUGAGGCAAUUGACAUUCCUAAAGAAGAAGGUGAAAGUUCCAAGAGACACAAGGAUGGGGCUGCGCCUGAGAGAUUCUCUCCCUGCACAGAGAAGAUGCAGGCUAAAUCAAAUCCUGAUGUGGCGCGAUCCGUUGGAAUUCAAACAGCUGCUCAAAUGCUGGAGAACACACUGAAGAAUCUUAAUAUUUACAGAGGCUCCAAAGAAAGACUUGAUAGCAUCCAGACGCCAAUAAAACAUUUCUUUGCGCAAAUUAAGGAUCUGCCACUGUUGAGCCCAAGACAACGACCUCGUGCAGUGCUUCUUGAGAUAAUCAAGGAAAUGAGAGUGAGUACAACGCUAAGUGCAACACCUUUAAGCUGUGUGCUAUGUAGCACCAGUGUGAAGAAGAAGGAACACAAGGAGCUGCUUAUGCUGCUGAGGGAUUUGGAGACAAAAUACAAGCACCUUCAUACAAGAGCUAAGGAACAUGGAGUCAAAGCUGAGAAGCCAAAGUGAGCUGAAAGAGACUUAAAAUAACUA
Molecule: messenger RNA, 1035 nt
Organism: Phycodurus eques (leafy seadragon)
Lineage: Eukaryota; Metazoa; Chordata; Actinopteri; Syngnathiformes; Syngnathidae
Gene: xrra1
Product: X-ray radiation resistance associated 1
Exons: 10
Cellular component (GO): nucleus
Source: RefSeq, a predicted model, not a curated record